AUGAGUUUGAACGGCUCAGGCCUCUUGACUCCUUCUUCUGAAGUCACUCUGUCGUCGCCUCCUUCGACUCCUAAACACCUCGCCAACAAGUUCUCACCACCCAAUGGAUUUCCAGAAAAGAUCUCUAUAGCUAAUUUCCAGGCUUCACAACUAGUGGAGUACAUUUCCUCAAGACCGGAAAAUAGCUCCUCCGUGUAUAUCUACGAUGUGGCCGAGCAAGUUGGCUUUGGCACGGCUACGAAGGAAUGGGCCAAAAAUGAUCACACAAUUCCUCCUACAGUGGACCUGCAAACAAGGGCCGGUGCUGGACUCUCCCUCGUAGGGAGGCUUUCCCAAGGUACCAGCAUUGAUGCCGUCAAGGGCACCGUUUUGACUGCGUAUACCACUCCCAGCGGUCUCGCACUUAUGGCCCCAUCAUUUGCCCAUCUACCUGCCCCGUCGGCGACCACACGACUCAUCGUCCAGGUGCCCACAGUGACAGCCGUAGGAGAAACAUUGGCCUUCUCACCAACUCUUUCCCCUCUUGCCUCUGUUUGGUCCAUUCUUCCCGAAAAUGUCUCUGUUUUGUUGUCUUCCUCGCCUAAACAAACUGUUGACUUCGCUGCCCUUGCAUAUAAAGUCACAAGUUCACAUAUAGUGCAUCUCUUUGACCAUUACAGCGCUGCUCGCGAAAAUGGACCACUUAUCACUCCUCCCAAACCCAUUUCGAACAAAGGGAAGACUUUGCAAGAGUCCUUAAAGGAGGCGGGCUAUGAAGCGUUGGAAUAUCAUGGAGAUGCAGAAGCAAAGGCAGUCGUUGUUCUGUUGAACAGUACCCUGGCUUCAAGCUUGAAGGCAGCUGUGGCUAGCAAUGCUUCUGGCCUUGCUGUGGUCGUUGUCAAUGUCCUUCGACCUUGGGAUGAGUCGGCAAUUCGGUCCAUUAUACCCGCGUCUGCCACCUCCGUAUAUGUCCUUGACGAUGUCCCGAACACGGUCACUCAAGGCAGCCUCUACGUUGACGUCUUCAGCGCUCUUUGGGGUGCCACACCAAAACGCUCUGUGACCUCUCAUCGCAUCACCCCUUCACAGACUCAAAAAUUCGUCACGUCGGGUGGAGAAUUUUUACGCUUUGUAGAAAACAUUACGCACCUAGCUGUCGAAGCAGUGACUGUUGCCAACAUCAAGAAGACCUUGUUUUUUUCUACUCCCGACUCACCCUUGGCGCACUCCGCCACCCUUUUGCGGGAGUUGUUUUCCAGCAAGCCGACUAUAUCAGCAAGACAUUUGGUGGACUACGAUGUCUUCUCUAAACCUGGAGGAAUCGCGGCAGAUAGGCUUCUUAUUUCGCGGGAUAGAAGCACGGAAAGUAUCCCUGUCCAAGUUGCCUUGCCUCUGGAUAGUUCCAGCGUCGGACACUCAGACUUCCUUGGUGUCACAGACCACACUUUGCUAAAAACUCACUCAAUCCUCAAACACGCCAAGAAGGGUUCGAUUGUGGUCGUGGUUUCUCCCUGGACUCCUGAAGAGUUUUCUUCCAAUAUCAGUCACGAGGUGGCCGAGUUGAUUGUAGAACGACAGCUUUCGGUUUACACCAUCGACAUCAAAACCCUUGCGAAAGGUCUCAGUAAAUCCACUGAACAACAUAACCUCUCGAACGGCGAUGGAGGUGCUCUUCUGUUUGAAAUUGUCUUUUUGAGGUUCUUCCUUGGAGCAGCGGCUUCUGAACAGGCCAUUAAUCAAUUGCUUAACACUGUUUAUUUCGACCUUGACCUUACCGAAUUCUGCUCGGCUGCCUGGAAAGGACUCAAGGCUGUUACUAUCUCUCUUUCAGAGGUCACUCCCAGCGAAUCACCGGCUUUGAAAGAGUUCGAGGCGAAUGCCAUUGCCGUCAAGACAUCGGAAGGACAGACUGUCGUUAAUGGUGCUCGUCUAAGCACAUGGCACGACGCUGCGAAGCACCUCCUCUUCCCCGCUGCAUUCACACCACCUACCGAGCCUGACGCCCUGCGCAACCCCGCUUUACGUCCCGAGGUCCCUGAUACCACUUUCCUAGUAACCUGUACCGUCAACAAGCGACUCACCCCAUUGGAAUAUGAUCGCAAUGUCUUCCAUCUAGAGUUCGACACGUCUGGCACCGGACUUAAAUACGCUAUCGGCGAGGCGCUUGGUGUUCACGGGUGGAACGAUGAGCAGGAGGUGCUGGAGUUCUGCGAAUGGUAUGGUGUUGAUCCAGACAGACUCAUCACUAUCCCUGUGCCUGGCUCUGACGACACUAAGAUGCACACGAGGACUGUGCUGCAGGCACUACAGCAGCAGAUUGACUUGUUCGGAAAGCCACCCAAGUCAUUCUACACCGAUCUUGCGGAAUACGCGACGGCUGAUGUGGACAGAUAUGCACUGCGAUUUAUUGGCGCACCUGAAGGCUCUUCGACGUUCAAGAAGUUGUCUGAGAAGGACACAGUGACUUUUGCAGAUGUCCUGAAAAUGUACAAGAGCGCUAAACCUGGAAUUGAACGUUUGUGCGAAUUGAUUGGGGAUAUCAAACCGCGUCAUUACAGUAUCGCCAGUGCACAAAGCGUCGUUGGUGACCGUGUUGACCUGUUGGUCGUCACUGUUGAUUGGGUGACACCGUCUGGCCUCAAGAUUGGUCAGAAAGUUACAGUUUCCAUCAAACCUAGUGUCAUGAAGCUGCCUCCCGAUGUCAAGCAGCCGCUCAUCAUGGCAGGUCUCGGAACAGGUGCAGCACCCUUCCGCGCUUUCCUUCAGCACCUCGCCUGGCUUGCGUCUAAAGGCGAAGAAAUCGGUCCCGUGUACUACUACUUUGGCUCGCGCUACCAAGCCGCCGAGUACCUGUACGGCGAGGAGAUUGAAGCGUUCCUCCUGAGCGGCGUUAUCACUCGCGCUGGACUCGCGUUCUCGCGUGAUGGGCCAAAGAAGGUGUACAUCCAGCACAAAAUGCUCGAGGAUUCGGACGCGCUGGCCAAGAUGCUGCACGAGGAGAACGGGGUGUUCUACUUGUGCGGUCCUACGUGGCCAGUACCGGACGUGUAUGAGGCGCUAGUCAAUGCUCUGACCAAGUAUAAGGGAGACACUGUCCAGGCCGGCGAGUACCUUGAGAGUCUGAAAGAGGAGGAGCGAUAUGUACUUGAGGUUUAUUAA
Molecule: messenger RNA, 3138 nt
Organism: Psilocybe cubensis
Lineage: Eukaryota; Fungi; Basidiomycota; Agaricomycetes; Agaricales; Agrocybaceae
Exons: 4
Coding region: 1-3138 (1045 amino acids)
Cellular component (GO): cytosol
Molecular function (GO): FMN binding; flavin adenine dinucleotide binding; sulfite reductase (NADPH) activity
Source: RefSeq, a predicted model, not a curated record